Molecule: messenger RNA, 1492 nt
Organism: Linum tenue
Lineage: Eukaryota; Viridiplantae; Streptophyta; Magnoliopsida; Malpighiales; Linaceae
Source: the annotation of a GenBank genome assembly
UUUGGCGCCCUUUUGGUCCCCGAACCCGCCAUUUGCUGUCUCCCUUGGCGCGCUUUCUAUCUUCCACCCCCUUCUAAGUUCUAUCUUCCACACUUUUCUCCCAGUUUUCCUGUUUCUGUCGUUGAGUAGCAAUCCAAAGCAGUUCGAUUCAUCUGCAAGCCGCCGCCAACUAUCACUCCAGUAAGUCAUAGCAUGGCCAGUUCUACUUGGUACUCUCUUUUCUCCGUUUCCUCCUAGCUAGCUAUGGUUUCUCGAGCCAAGCGAAUCUUGGACAGCUAGUUUGUAAGUGCCGCCAUUGGUCCAGUUCCUCGUUUACCGACUGCUAUGAGCUAUCUCACCCGGGAACUCAACCCCGAUUAGGGUUUCUGAGCCCUCUCUUUCAAUUGGGCUUAAUUUGUUUUAUUUUUCUUAUUUGAUUUGUUCUCAAACCCUAGAUCUUCUGCUUCAAAACCACCACCACCGCCUCCCAACCGUUCUUCUCAUUCACAGUGCCGCAGUCGCAUUUUCUCUUCCCCGUCAAGCGGCCGCCGAUCCACUUCCCUGUUGGGCCAUCUCUCGCAUCUCCUCCCGUCCGCCAAACCCUAAUUAUGUGAUACUGUUUCCCGCCCAUAUCAAUCGAUUGUGAUUUCCUUUAGCUUUUGGAAAUUGAUCCAGUUUCAUCAACUGGUCGUAUCCUUGGCCGAGUACUUUGAUCCCAACAUGCAUGUCUUGUCUUGACAAUGUCGUUCCUCUGCAGGUUUUUUGUGAGUGGUAUGUUGGAGAUCUUGAGGGGGAAGUAUUAUUAUUGAUUCAUGAUGCUUGCAGCUUGCCAUUCUUUAAACUAAUGUUGUGUAUAUUGGUUCGUACAGAGAUAAUGGACACAUCAAACCCUGCUAUUCUUGUGAAUGGAAACCUGUUGCCAAUGCAUGUGAGGAAGAGAGUUAGGACUGUGAUUCAAGUACUGAAUUCCGAGCGCGGUUCAGUCAUUGGGAAAUCCACAGAUGAUCAGCAGCUAGUCAUAAAGGGCUCCCCGCCAUCUACACCGCUCACCAACUUUGUCGAGGUCAUUGGCAUUGCUGAUUCUGACAAGUCCAUCCAGGCUGAGAUAUGGACCAACUUUGGUGACAACUUUAUGCAUCUUCCUUCAAUCAGCUUUGCCAACUUGCGAAUGCUGAAUACCAGCACUUGUUCCUGUGAGCAGCAGAACCCUGCAAAUGGGUUUUAUGAAGUGGUUCAGUAGCUUGUGAAUUCUUCUGAUUAGAUGAUAUUACUAUGUGUUGGUUCUAAUAGUGUUACAUGUGAACAAUACAUGUCUUAUCUUUAGUUUUGUUGGGAAUGGAAUUUAGACUAAUGGGUGUGUACGGAGUGUGUAGUCUAUACUGCACAGAGGGCUCUGUCAUUGAGUUCUUGUUCAUAUAGGGAUGCUUUGCAUUUUGUCCAGCAAAUCUUAGGAUAGUUUGGUGAUAUACCAAACAAAUGGAGAGAGAGAGAGAGAGAGAGAGAGAGAGAGAGA